Molecule: messenger RNA, 1283 nt
Organism: Folsomia candida
Lineage: Eukaryota; Metazoa; Arthropoda; Collembola; Entomobryomorpha; Isotomidae
Product: tektin-4
Exons: 7
Coding region: 45-1121 (358 amino acids)
Biological process (GO): cilium assembly; cilium movement involved in cell motility
Cellular component (GO): microtubule cytoskeleton; nucleus
Source: RefSeq, a predicted model, not a curated record
AAGGAGGUCAUGUUCGAAAUGAGAUAAGAGGAAGGACACUUACCAUGCAGGAUGACUCUUCACAAGCACUGCGAGUCAGAUCGGACACUACUUUCGCACUUUCUUUGAGGCUUGGGGACCUCAUUGGGGAGCUCCGCGAGUCUACCGACCAUCUACAAAACGUCCGCGCCCGUGUCGCGAACGCUUUAGCCGCCACGGGUGCCGCCAUCCUGCACGUUGUUAAUGAAUGCAUUCGUCUUCGCACGACCCGGAUUGGAAUCGAUUUGACCCUUGACCUAGUCGAAGAGGAACUUCAAAUCGAACGUGGUCUAAUUUUGGAUGCUAUCAACCAACUGGAAACGUUCGAGGAUCAGGUUCGAGAACAAAUCGGGAUACAACGCGGUGUGAAAGAGAAUCUCGAGCGGGACUGGAGCGACAAAAUGGUCGCUUUUCGAAUUGACGAAGCUGCCUACAGGAUGCUGCCAGGGUCACGAGAAACCGUCACGAUGCUGAGAUACCCGGCAGUGGCGAGAUUCCCGGAAGGCAUGGUGGACAUCCCCGUCUGGGAGGUCCGUUUCCAGGAAAAUGUCGCCCUGGCGGAAAAACAGAUCCAGUCGGGGAGGCAAUUAAGGGACAAAUGUGCCCCGUUCUUGUCCAGCUUGGCCGUUCAGCUUCAAAGGCAAAGUGACCGGGUGGAUGACGCCUUGAAGAAGCGGAUUUACGAAACAGAGUCGCAAAAGGGGAGACUUGAACAUCAACUGAAAUUGGUUUUGCAAGAAAUGGUCAAAAGUGAGGAUUCCAUUGCCCAAUUGAGAUCAGCCCUUCGCGUGGAUCCGCUCGAAGCUGGGAUGCGUCUGGCUCAAACGCGUCUUUAUAAUAGGACGUUUCGACCGUGUGAGGAGAUGACGAGGGAUGUGGCGCAGUUUAAAUUGAUCAACGAAGUUCAGGAGCUCAACGUGUCGCGGGACGCGCUACAAGCGCAAGUUUCCCAGGGGGAGGGUGCCCUCCAAGUCUUGCGCGGAAUCAGGAUCGGUCUAGAGAAAGAGAUCGCGGUCAAAGAUCACAGCAUCGUCGUGGAUAAAGAGAGAUGCCUCACGGUUCGGGGAUUAUAUCCCAGUUUAACCGUACUAAUGGGAAAGUAAAUAAGCGUUUGAAACGAAAUGUAGGAAAGGGGUGAAACCACACGGAAUUGUAAAAAGCGUGUCGAUUUCUGACAUCCUCGCACCAAAUGAAACGAAAAAUUCGACAUCUUUGACCUUUGACCUCAUUACCGUGACCAGGGUUCGGAAAAACCCAGGGUUUUA